Molecule: messenger RNA, 2376 nt
Organism: Melitaea cinxia (Glanville fritillary)
Lineage: Eukaryota; Metazoa; Arthropoda; Insecta; Lepidoptera; Nymphalidae
Exons: 3
Coding region: 1-2376 (791 amino acids)
Molecular function (GO): catalytic activity
Source: RefSeq, a predicted model, not a curated record
AUGAGUUUGGGAAUUAAAGUAUGCGAUAAUGUUAGGGCGUACCCCGCAGGCGACGCGCAGAUGCAGCACCCGGCGUCUGUGGGAAAUGGACAAGGGUUGCUGCACCAGGGACGGGGGCAGCGUAAGAGGCGAGUCCAGGAGGUGAACUUGAGGAUUGCGAGUUGGAAUGUGGGUACGAUGACUGGGAGAGGACGAGAGCUAGCAGAUGUUUUGGAAAGGAGACGGAUAAAUAUAGCAUGCUUGCAGGAGACGAAGUGGAAGGGACAGAGAGCAAGAGAAAUUGGGGCGGGUUAUAAGUUUUAUUAUUGCGGCUGCGAUGGGAAAAGAAAUGGCGUAGGUAUAGUGUUAGAUAGAGAGCUGAAGAACAAGGUGACGGAUGUGAAUAGAGUGAAUGAUAGAGUUAUUGUAGUAAGACUGUUGAUGGAAGACUCGGUUUUAAAUGUAGUUAGUGUGUAUGCGCCGCAAACUGGAUGCGAUGACAGUAUGAAAGAAAGGUUUUGGGAGGAUUUUGAUGCGGUUAUAAUGAGAAUACCAGAAUGUGAGGAAAUAUACAUUGGAGGAGAUUUUAAUGGACAUGUAGGAAGGAUGAAUGACGGGUAUGAAAGAGUACAUGGGGGCCGAGGUCACGGAGUCAGGAACCGAGACGGUGAAGCUCUACUGGAAGCAGCCUUGGCCUUUGACUUAGCAAUAGCCAACACAUUCUACCAAAAACGGGAACAACACCUUGUCACAUACCGUAGUGGUCUACACUCUACCCAAAUUGACUACAUUCUUUUAAGAAGAAACAGGCUAAAAUCGGCCAAGGACUGCAAGGUAAUACCGAGUGAGAGUCUUGUCUCUCAGCAUAGGCUACUGCUCCUGGAUUUAGCUCUGAGAGUUCAGAGUUUAAAUAAGAGCCCGAAGCCCCCAGUUAGAACGAAAUGGUACAGACUGGAUGAUAGGAAGAUGGCUGCAGAAUUCCGGGAAAGAGUGAUUGGUAAACUGAUAGAGAUGGGAGAUAUGGUGGGGAUGGGAGUAAACGAGUGCUGGAGUGAGAUGGCAACGUGGGUGCGAAGUGUAGCAAGGGAUGUCCUAGGGGAAACGAAAGGGAAAAGAAAGAUAGAGAGGGAUACAUGGAGGGACGACUCGUUGGCCCACACCGCGAAGGAGAAGGCCGAUCUUUUAGGCUCUCUUUUUGCGUCCAACUCGACUUUGGAUGAUAACGGAAAAAUACCACCGACAAUCCCUCGGUGUGAUACAAUAAUGCCGGAAAUAAUUUUCCAACAGAGCUCCGUACGCAAAGCCCUUUUCUCGUUGGACAUCAAUAAAUCGAGUGGGCCCGAUGGCGUCCCUCCGUUAGUGCUACAAACUUGUGCUCCUGAGUUGGCACCCGUCCUCACGCGUCUUUUCCGUCACUCUUAUUCGUUAGGCGUUGUCCCACGCUCGUGGAAGAUGGCUUUGGUGCUCCCGAUCCCUAAGAAAGGGGACCGCUCAGAUCCGUCCAAUUAUAGACCAAUUGCUAUAACUUCCUUGUUCUCAAAGAUUAUGGAAUCCUUAAUCAACUGCCAGCUCCGGCGGUAUUUAGAGGAGCACCAGCUGAUUAGCGAUCGCCAAUAUGGCUUUCAACGGAGUCGCUCGGCUGGUGAUCUUCUAAUAUUUUUAACUCACCGAUGGGCGGAGGCGGUUGAGAGCAGGGGAGAAGCGCUGGCGGUUAGUUUGGACAUAGCGAAGGCCUUUGAUCGGGUGUGGCAUAGGGCACUUCUAACAAAGCUACCAUCCUAUGGGCUUCCCGAGAAACUAUGUAAAUGGAUCACCAGUUUUUUGACAGACAGGAACAUCAAGGUCGUUGUUGACGGUGCAUGCUCGGACCUCAAGUCUGUCAAUGCUGGCGUUCCCCAAGGCUGUGUACUAUCACCUACUUUGUUCCUUCUGCAUAUCAAUGAUCUGUUACAAACUAGUGGCAUUCAUUGUUAUGCGGACGACAGCACCGGGGACGCCUUAUACACAGGCCGUCCUAAUAUUUCUCGAGAACAAGUCGAUGAGUGUCGGAACAAACUUGUGUCUGAAAUCGAGUCUCUUUUAGCCAAAGUCUCGCAAUGGAGACGACAUAAUCUAGUCCAGUUCAACCCUAAUAAGACACAAGUUUGCGCGUUUACCGCAAAAAAAUCACCCUUCGUCGUUCCUCUCAAAUUUGAAGGCACUCCCCUCACAGCCUCGGCCAGUAUUGGGAUACUAGGCGUCGACAUAUCGAGCAAUGUGCGAUUUCGUGGUCAUCUGGAAGGAAAGGCUAAACUAGCCUCGAAGAAACUUGGCGUGCUCAGUAGGGCGAAGCAAUGGGAGAAAGCUAAAAUUUACUUAACAGUGAACAAUGAACAGGGCAGUAAAAUAAGGAAGUAG